UAGUCUCUGGCUAUAAACAUUGCUAACGCAGGUUGCUCGAGCGCUUGUUAAUAAAUUAGAGCUGUAACCUCGCAAUAAAAAAAUGGGUAUAGCGGAUGAAGCAGAAAGGACACUGUUCGUGGGCAACUUAGACUCUCAAGUCACAGAAGAGCUUUUAUUUGAACUGUUUUUACAGGCUGGGCCUUUGAUCAAAGUAAAAAUCCCCAAAGACAACGAGGGGAAUUCGAAACAGUUUGCCUUUGUGAACUUUAAGCAUGAAGUUUCUGUCCCUUAUAGCAUGCAGCUGCUAAGCGGCAUCCGACUUUAUGGAAGGCAGCUUAACCUAAAGUUCAGAUCAGGCAGCAGUCACAAUAAUCAAGAAAAAAGCCCUGCGAACUCUCAGAACCCCAGUCCAGCUAACACACCUACUCCCCAUGGUGCAAGGUACGACAGGACUCCAGAUCAUAUGGGCUCUCCGUCAUACUCUCCUCCUCAGAGCCUGCAGAGGUCUUUCUCUUCACCAGAGAGUCUUCAAAAGCAAGCAGUGAUGAACAACAUGUGGCAGAUGCAGAGUCAGCAAAUGCUGCAGUUGGCCAGUUCCUUUCAGCUCGGCAUUCAGCAGCAGCUCAGAGGUGGCCCCAGCAUCCCAUGGCAAAAAGAUGGCCCUGUCCAUUGGAACCAGCGACCCACCCACCAGCAAGAUGGCGGCACCGGCAGCCACUACGGACGUGAGCAGCGGCACCGGAGGGAUGGCCACAGAAGCGACUUCUACCAGCACGACGACCGUGGAGGAGGCCGAAAUCGAGAUUAUCCACCUGACCGACACAGAGAGUCCAGAGACAGACACUGGAGGAGAUACUGAUGACCUGGUGAGAAGGUCUAUAUUCAAAAUGCUGUCAAGCAAACCAGCAAUUUUCUUAUGUUUUUUUUAUUACUUUUUUUAACCCAGUGUUGUUGUUUUUUUGUAAUGUAUUAUACAAUAGUUACAAAGAGUUAAGCAAAAGAGAUGAACAUUUUACGUUUUAACAUGAAUGUACAAGAAAAUGAGUUCUAAUCAUUUGUGCAAGUAGCAUAUAAAACAGAUUUUAAACAGAUAAAACAGGUUCUUUUUUUAAUUAACUUCAGAUUUCAGUCUCAGGGUGCAGCUCCCAGUCUGUCCGAUGUCUCUAAUUGUUAUUUUACUACAAUAAUUCAGUGGUUUUGUAUGUUCAUUUUUACACCAAUUAUUGAUGAUUUUAAUUCAGGUCAUUUCUUGAGGCUUCUAAUGACUGGCGGCAGAGACGUGACUUCAAGUGUGCCGAAUACUUUAGUAAUUUAAGGCCAUGACGUACUUUACCAGCAGGGGAUGUACUUUAGAGCAGCUAUAUUGAGAAAUAGACAGUGUAAUUUCUCAGGAGUUUUUUAACAAUCACAUAUUGAAUUCUCUGGUGUUUUUUAAUUUUAUUUUUUAUCUCUUUGGAAAUGUUUCUGUUGGAAAAAAAAACCAUGUAUAUUAUGUGCUAUAAAUUUCUGCAAUGUAAAUACAGCUUCAUUUUGAAGGUA
This is a messenger RNA of Tachysurus vachellii, 1521 nucleotides long. RefSeq names its product RNA binding motif protein 7 (gene rbm7). Gene Ontology annotation, molecular function: single-stranded RNA binding. The transcript is spliced from 5 exons. Gene Ontology annotation, biological process: regulation of alternative mRNA splicing, via spliceosome. Gene Ontology annotation, cellular component: nucleus. NCBI's taxonomy places the organism in Eukaryota, Metazoa, Chordata, Actinopteri, Siluriformes, Bagridae. The coding region runs from base 83 to 841 and encodes 252 amino acids. The record is from RefSeq and is a predicted model, not a curated record.